CUUGAGGAAUUUCUUGUUUCAGUCAAUUGGCCUCCUAGUUGAUUUCUUGCAUCUGUCAAUUGGGCUCCAAAAUUGCAGAUUUGUGAUGAUUUCUCUUAUCAAAGCAGUCAAAUCCUCUAGCUUCUGAAGAAUUACUGCUAUUUUUGGAUCGAGAGUGAUGCCCUUCCUAGCAAUAGUGCGUGGAUAUGUCGACAAAGGCAUGUUGUUGUGCAACCCUUUUUUUCUUUUCAUUUUCUGGUAGUUUUUACAAGGAAUUGUGGUUAUAAGUGAUGCAGAGUUAUUAUGCCUCUCAUGCUCAUGCUUUUUGUGAUUAUGGGUUAUUAUGUUCAAACUUCAAUAUUCGGUGCCUCCACAAGGAUUUUUGCUAGAUUAGAUUAUGGUACUUGCUUUGGCAUGACAAAUAUAUAUACAUCUCUAUCUAUUAUCUAGAAUUUUGAUGUUGGUUCCAUUAUGUCUUGGGUGUAGUUUCGUUUAGCUAUUCUAUGGCUGGAGUUGUUGAAUUCCGAAAAGUACUAAUAUAUGAGGUUGCAUGAUGUGCUUGAAUUCAUAUUUAAGUGAGUUGUAUCUUCUGGGUACAUCAAAGUAGCAGUACUAAGGAAUAAAUUAUGUUCUUAGAACUCUGUUUCUAAAGGAGCAUAAAGCAACCCCAAGGUCGUGGGAGAGAUUGCAAACAGUGGUGUUAGCCUAAUUGGGCCCUUCAGAUGGUUGUGGGAUGAAAAACACUUAAUUAGUUUAUUCCCAUUUCUCAUAUUAUCAGUGAAAGGGAUUGAGCUCUGGAAGUUACUUUAAUUAAUUCUCAUUUCUCAUAUUAUUAGAAAAACAGGUUAGGUUCCUUUUGUGCAUCAGCUUACUGAUAUGAUGGUCUCAUGAGUUUCUAGCCUUUUGGAUUCCUUAAAAGCCUAAUUCAAGUAUUUGAAUGCAUUUCUUCAGGUGCUUCACCAAACUUGCAUAAAUCGUAAUGGGGUGGGGAUAAUUUAACUUGCAAGCACGCUACUCAUGCUGCAAUUUUUGAUGCAGCAACAACAAGAAAAAGGUAGUCACUUUGUCGGUUUUCUCUAUGUGCUUUCCUUUUCAUGUUUGUUUCAAUGUUGAUCCGAUUAACAUCUGAAUUGACUGUACCAUUAUUACAUUGAUUGAUGCAACUAAAUUCAGUUGCAUUUCCUAGUCAUUUCUUUUUUUUUGUUAUUAGUGUAGUAGAACUUCUCCAUGGAAGAAUUUUGUAUGAUGUUUGUGAUUACAAAUCCUUGCCAUAUGAAUCAUCAUUUCCCCUAGUAUUGUCAAUUAAAUAUAGACGAAUUCAAUCAAUAAGGUGUUUCUUGAUUUUAGUAAAACUUAUGUUUUGCCCCUGCAUUUCUAUUCUAAGUGUUUGGUAAAGCUUAUGGUACGAUGGUGAAGUUUGCUAUCAACGGGUUUAAAUUGUUUGUUGGUAUAAUACCAAUUGAAAAGUAACCUGUUACAGAAAUGGAAGGCUUGUGUGCAGCUAGCUUCUUUAGUGAAAAAGGGUGGAGAGGUCACGGUUUACUUGGCCUCUUAAUAGAUGAAGUUUAAUUCAUUAAGAGGGUAUCUUUGUUGGUACCAGAAAAGAGAUGGAAGUAGUGAAGAGUAGGAAUGAUUUCAGAUAAUGACAGACUUCUUGUGCAUUAUAGAGAGAUAAACAUGUUAAAUCGAAUGAGAAUACAUAUGUAACCAUUUCUCCCACGAUUUGAUAAACAUUUUGCAUCUUGCAAUAGUAUCAACAUGACUUUAUGGUAGAGAGAUUUUGGUUCAUGAGAAGUAUACUUUGGGUGCACUUUGUAAAUGAGUUCUUAUUUGUUGUCGUUGUUAUUAUGUGUAAGCAUAGUCGGAGUUUGAGAUGUUUAGAGUUCUUAUUUAUUGAACUUUUUGUAGCAGGUUGCAGAUAACAUCAACAUGGCUAGAUUGGAGGAAGAUUUAGUUCAUGAAAAGUACUUGUCAUUGCAAUUUGUAACUAGAACAAGUUGUAGUACAUCUUUAGAUUCUAUGUUUAGGAUACUUGAGUGAUCUCCAAAGUAACACUCACCAGUUCCUUAUACUUUUAAGAUCUUUGUAUUUUGUAUUGAUAUUAUGAGACUAAAAUUUAUAAAAUUCAAUUGAAUUUCAUUCAUUUAUAAGAUUAUUGAUUAAUGUAUUUGAAUUGCUCUUGAUGUUAAAUUUAAUUAGGUAACUUACCAAAAAAAGUAUAAUUAGGUAAAUAUAAUAUGGCAAUUUCAUAGUGACUACUAUCCCGUGGCAAUUAGGCAAAAUCCCGCGACAAAAUAUCCCAUUAGUCACGGGUAAUCCUGUGACAAAAUUGAUAUUAUGUCAUAGUAAGUUUCCCGUGUUCAAACAUUAGUCACGAGAAAUACCAUGACAAAAUAGGUCUUAUGUCACGGUCAGCGGCGGAUCCAGAACAUAAUAGAGCACUGGGCCGCAUUUCAUUAGAAAAUUAGAUAUCGUAAAAAAACAUGAUAUCAAUUGUACACGUCGAUCUUUAAAUAUAGUGAAUAAUCAAUAAUGGAGUAUACAUCCACACCAAUAGCAUAUUACUCUCUUUCAAAUAAAAUAGUUAACCAAUCUGCGAGAAAUUAAUCUUAUCAUUUUAUUGCACAAAUCAUUUUUCACAUUUUUCAUUAUUGAAAAGGUUCUCUCCAUAGUGGUUGUUGAAACGACCAAUGUCAACAAUAGACAAAUUAGUCGACUAAUCAAUUUGUAUUGUGUGUCCAACCCUAUUUCGGUUUCAUUGUUUUUUUUUUCUUUAGACGAGAAUCAUUGGAGCUAGAAUUUCUAGGCUAAAUUUAGAAUUAUGAUUUGAAUAUGUUCAUCUGACCCAUUUUCCUAAUGAAACACAAUAUUAUUAUAAAAUAACACUGUACCGAAUGACUAAAAUCGAUAAACUCAUAAGGACUAUACUAGCUCCAGAUCCAGAGGAGGGCUGGGCCAUGGCCCGGGGUGGCCACCCCCUGGAUCCGCCACUAGUCACAGUGGUUUUCCCGUUAUUGUAUUAUUUCCUGUUACGAGAUUUCCCGUGAUAUUUGACCUUUGAUCACGGGCAUGCUUGACACGAGAAUAUACUGUGACAAAAGCUUUCCGUCAUGGGAAUCGGAUGAUCAGUCACCGGAAUCGGCUGUUCAGUCACGGGAAUUCCCGUGAUCGGAAGUGAUUUUUCUUGUAGUGACUCCACUAGUCACCCUACAACGUAUAUGGGACCGCAUGGAUGGCAUGUACGACUACAUGGGACAGAUGUCCACCCAGAUGCCUGGCACGUACGAUUACAUGGGGCAGAUGACCACCUAGGCGAGCACACUGCAGCUGACUGUAACAGAUAUGCGAGACGAGUUCCGCUCUUUCAGUUGAAGAUACAUGCAUCCCACCACAUUCUACUACCAUAAUGCGACCACCACCAAUGAGGAAAAUGAGGAUGACUGAGAGGGGGGAGAGAUGUAGGAACUCCAUGAUUUUAGAUUGUAUUCUUUUGUUGUUUUUUCUUAAAGACCAUUUGGUUUGAAACAACUAUGAUCGUCGAUUGAUGUUGAGUGGUUUUUAAUUUUAGGUAUGUGUGAACAAUUAUGAGUUGUAUUUUAUUGUAUUUCUUGUUAGUAUGUCCAGUACUUAUGUUAUGAAUUUAUGAUUUCUUGAUAUCAUGAUUGAGUAUUGAUUCUGUUGGUUUCAAACAUAAUUUGUACGAGCAAAACUAACACACACAUCAACAUACAUAAGCAAAAAAGUCGAAGGUCAUACGGUUAUUUUCCUAUACAAGGUCAACCUUUACUCUAUGUGGUGACCAGGAAACCAACAAUUUUUAUCUACGUUUCACGUCAAGGGAAUGGAUGAAUAGAUAGUACUUUAGUCUUGUAUCUGGUCGACCUCUUGCUGUAUAUGGUCGUCCAUUUCAGUACUUUACGGCCUACCAUGUUGCUUCUGACUAAAUUGAAAGGUCGACCAAAAAUUUUAUGGGGUCAUCCAUUAAGGUAUCGGCUAACUAAACACGGUCGAUCACUAUGCUAUUUAAGGUCGACCGUCAUAUUUCAGCAGAGUAACCACGAUGGUGAAUUAGGUUGGCCGCGUUCGACCAAAAAGUGCAAGUUACUCUGACUUGCAAGGCACCAUAGACGCACCCAAAAGUAUUAUAUCAAUUAUAAAAAAAAUUCAUCAUUAUAAAAAAAUGCUUCUCACAUAUGAAUUUAUAAUUAUGACGCCUACUUUGUCACUAAAACAUUAUGCCUUGUUUCGUGGACUAGUCUCAACGAUCAUCAUCAUUGAGGAAAUCACAUAAAUCUUGCAUCGGCAAGAAUAUUUUUCCGCGAUUGAUAAGGAUUUGGACAGUUUGAACUUGAACUGUAUCUCUUUUUGAGACACAUUCGUUUGUGGCGUGGCAUCACAACAUCAAAACUUUGGACAAUCUACAAAAGAAAGGUUUCCAACUUGCCAAUAGAUGCAUGAUCCGUGAGGUUGAGGCCAAAAAUCUGUUUAUUUGUCGUGAAUUUUCUUUGCUUAUUUGGAGAGAUCUAAAUUUUCAUGAGAAUUGUGCAAACAUUCAUAUGCACAUUGUUUGUUGGCUCAUUUGAGUCGAGAGAAAAUAGAAAUUUUAAAGAUAGGGUUUAAUAUAAAAAGGUAUGUAUAAGAUCUUUGUUAUGAUUGACUUCUGAUGAAGAAGUAUGAUCUAGCGAGUAGAGUGUUACGUAUCAUAAUGUUUCACAACUACCCAUAAUUUGUUCUGUGGCUGCAAUAAAUAGUGCUUUGUCGUCAUUUUGUAAGAGGAUUGGUAGGUUUUUGGGAGAGAAUAAAAGUUAAACAUAGGUUGCUAAAUUUGCUUCUUUCUUUUCAUUAUCUUCUGAAAAAAUAGAAACAUCAAGCAAACAAGAAAUCCAAAGAUGCCCAAAGUUACAAGAUAAAAUUCUCACAAUACCUCACUUUACAAAAACGUUUCCCAAAAUACUCAAGUUUGGAACAGUUCACUCCAGUGUCAAGCGAACAAAGUUGUGGUUCGCUUGACACUAGAGCGAAUCACAUUCGAAGGGGUCGGAUUGCUGCCAAAACAACCGAAAGGCCCAAAAUGAGUGUGGUUUGCGGCUGACCCCAGGGGACCACUCAAAUCGAUGGUCAGCCCCACGAUCUACUCAUAAUAUAGGUUCAGAACUUCAAAUAAUUAAUAAUUAUAAGUUUGUGCUCGAUUGUCCAAUCGUAGCGAUUUUUAUUAUUCCGCAUAAAUUUUCAAGAUCUACAACUUUUACAAGGAAUAAAUUUCCAAAAAGGAUAUUUUUUUGGAAUAACGGGGUUUUGAGAAUGAUAUAAUAUUUAAUUUCCCCAUUUCCACAUACAUUCUGAAAAUACUUCUAUAGAAAAAUUUGUAGUCCUUAAAAAGUUGAGCAUAGGGGUGGUAAACGGUUUACCGGUUAAUGGUAUAAUCGGUAACCAUACCGAUUACCGCUGAUUACCUGUAUACCGUUAACUGGUUAUAGUAGUUUCGGACGGUAAUCAGGGGGCCUAUUGCAUGUUCCGGUGUAUCGGUAACCGCCAUGUUAAUCGGAUACCGAAAACUAACCGCGCACUACUACCACCUGCCCCAUUUUCAACCCCCCCCCCCCCCCCCCCCCCCCCCCCCCCCCCCCCCCCCCCCCCCCCCCCCCGAUUCUCUUCAUUUUUCUUCUUCCUUGACUACCACCCUCUCUGCCUGCCCCAUUUUUAACCCUCCCCUCCUCUACUUCUUUUCAUUCUUCUCCUUCCUCGACUCUCACCGUUACACCAUUCUUCUCACCCUCCCCCUUCCCUUUAUCGCUAACCAAUUCCUCUACUUUCACCUCCGUACGUUCUUGCAAACCCUCCAACCCAUGUAACCCUUCUUCUCCAACAUUCCAUGUGUCCUGUCGCAGAUAUGAAGCAGUGGUUAUGGAUUUAGAUCUCAAAGCGGAGGAGAGAAGGGGGAAGGCGAGAAGAAGCCUGCACUGCUCCAAUGGUUACGACCGGCGAGGGAGAGAAGAAGGACAAUAGAUGGGAAGGUUGUCUUCGUCUACAAGAUGACAUGCAUUGUCUUUCUCCAGUCCUCAUCUACUCUACGACGCCAUCGCUACAUCUCCCUUCACCCAUCACCGCAUUCGUCUUCAGAGGCCUCUCCGAGCAUCAUCUUCCUAUGAUCAUCUCAGUCGUCGUCAACAUUGGCUUCCUGGGCACCAUCAUUAUCCCAAUUGCCGACAUGAGCCAUCGAGUCGACAGCAGUCGAGCCACCAUCGAGAUCUGAUUGGCCAUCGUCAUCUUCACCUAAUCUCUGUCACCGCCGCCGCCAACAAGAAGGGAAAGAUUGAAUGGAGAAGUGAGGUUCGCUUUAGCUGGAGACAUUGAGUUUUGAGAGAAGGAGAAGAAUACGAAUCGUUUGAUGGCAAGAUGUGGGUUCUAUUUGGGAAGAAGCGGCGAUGUAGACUAACGGUGAGAUUUAAUAAUGAUUAGCCGGCUAA
Linum trigynum is the source of this 6446-nucleotide messenger RNA. The record is from the annotation of a GenBank genome assembly. NCBI's taxonomy places the organism in Eukaryota, Viridiplantae, Streptophyta, Magnoliopsida, Malpighiales, Linaceae.